This is a messenger RNA of Durusdinium trenchii, 3548 nucleotides long. The record is from the annotation of a GenBank genome assembly. NCBI's taxonomy places the organism in Eukaryota, Dinophyceae, Suessiales, Symbiodiniaceae.
CAGGUGUUGGCGUGGCCAUCGGCGACGAGAUGCUCGUGUCCAAAAAUGAUUGCAGCCAUGUGGUUGAUUUCGCAUUUGCAGAGUUGAACAACUCUGUGAUGUUGCAGGAAGGGCUGCGCAGUUUGCGCAUGCACUUGGGAAGACUCUCGCUAAAAGCCGAGCCUGGCACAUACAACCUGUGCUGGUGUCCUAAAUCUGCCGGUUGCAAUUUGAACUCCUUCCGAGCGCCAGCUGGUUCUUUGCAAGUCCAUUGUCCACCAGGUACUUACUUCAUGAGGCGGUCGGUGCGAUGCGCAGAAUGCCAGCAAGGUUAUUAUUGUACCGGUGGCUACAUGGACGAUGCUACGCGAUUGCCUUGCUCAGUUGGUCGAACAACGCAAGCUAAAGGGGCCACAUUGAGCAACCAGUGCGUGUGUGACCUUGGAUAUGGACUUGAAGUGCAGACAUGCACUGAGUGUGUGGAGGGCUUCUACAAAGCCACACGUGGCAACGAUCCGUGUUCUUCCUGCCCAGAGAACUACACAACGAACGCUGCAGGUUCUUUCUCUCCUGACAGUUGCAUUGAAGUCAACAUGGACACUACUUUUGGAGCUAGUGAGACCCAGAAUUCCAGCCGUGAUGGAAGCACAAACAACUCAGUUCCUGCUGUAGCUCUAGGUAUUUCUUUUGAAGUGCUGGAUGGAAGUCCAGUUGAUAAGGAUCAGUUCUCCGAAGUGCUCAGGCAGGUGUUCUCAGGCAUGAAACGAAUAGACACUUCCAGGAUUGCAGUGAGGUUUGCGGCUGCGACUUUGCGUCGCUUGUCAAGCACCAUGACGGUGAUUGUGACUAUGAAUUAUCGAACUGCAGAAGAAGCACAGGAAGCUCUUGACAUGGAUGUCAAUGAAGUGUCAAGUCAAAUUCAGGAAGCUGCGCAGGAAAGCAUGGCAUUGGAGGUCCAACCCACUGUAUCCGAGCCAGAGGUGGAAAGCGUGGAAGUGAGAUGCGAGGGCAAUCGAGCCAUUCCGCCCGGAGUGGUCGCGUUGACAUCCGACGAUUGCAAAUGUGGCCCUGGAUUUGGCCUCAAAGAUGGUGAAUGCCUUGCUUGCCAGCCUGGCGAAUGGAAAAGCACGAUAGAAGAUAACACAUGUCAUGAUUGCGACUCACAAAAGUCGACAACAGCAACUGGCGCAACAUCUCUCGCAGAAUGUAAGUGCAAAGCUGGGUCUUACCAGAGCAAGUCUGAUGAAUCCGUGUGUCUCCCUUGCAAAGAGGGAUACUUUUGUGAUGGCUCUGGCCAACAUUCCAGGUGCCCAGAGAACAUGACGACAGAUCAGACGAAUGCAAAAACUAGUACUGACUGCGUGUGCAACAAGGGCUAUCAAAACCUGCAAGGGUUCUGUUCGCCUUGCCCUUCAGGCCGGUACAAGUCCAACUCAGGCAACGGCAGCUGCUCUUCAGUGUGCCCCAUCAAUGCCGACAGCAGCCCGGGCUCUACGGCAGAGUCUGACUGUCAAUGCCGCAUGGGCUUCCAUAAAAAAACUGAAGUAGGUCAGGAUACCUUCGAAUGCGCCAGCUGCUUUGACUACGUUGGAGUGAUGUGCCCUGGGGGCGAGACCAAUCCUGUUGCAAAACAGGGCUACUUCCAGACUGGACCGACCAUGGCAGUGGAAUGCCGUGUACGCAUGAUGGAUGAGGCUGAAACCUUCAGCGUAUGCCAUGGAAACAACACUUGUGCACUUGGAUCAGCAGGGUGGCUUUGUGGUGAAUGCGAUGCCCAAUUUGCCCGAGAUCAACCACUGCAACAAUGCGAGCCUUGCUGGACACAAAUGUCCCAAGUUGCGCUCAUAUCAAAUGUGCUUCUUCACUUGGUGCAAACUUCUUCCGUCGGUUUUGUGCUCGCAAGUUUAGCUGCAUCAUCUGCAGUGACUGGCGUCGAACCCUUCUCCACGAGCCUUAUCCGCAUUUUCACUCAUUGGGUGGAGGCUUGCUCCGUUGUCGGCGAUUUUGGCCUGGAGAAGCUACCAGCCUUUACUUGGUCGCAGGAGGCGCUCCAAGCAGAUCCUAACGCCACAUCGGGGUCAGAUGGACCAAAGACAUAUUUGUGGCCCCCAGUUCUAACAGAAGCAAUGGACACCCUUUUGUCGGUCGCAAAUAUCAUGCCCAAACUGUCUAUCGAUUUUGCUUUACACUGUUUUGGUGCAGAAGUGCUUCCCAAGCAAAGCAUGUUUGUGGCAGCAGUAUACUACUUCUUGCUACCUUUCUUUGUCAUGGGUUCUACGCUUCUUGUGUGUUUGGCAGCCGUUCUUGUUGUGGUGCCACUUGCGAAGAAGCUUGCAGGGCAUCAAUUCAAUGAGAAUUUCAAUAAGAAGAAACGACUCGUCAAUCAAAUAAAAGAAAUCAAACAACAGAGAGAAAAGCAUGGACAAACGGUGAGUCUGGCAUCGCCUCAAGAGAAGGCAGUCAAUGCGAUUAGACCGAGUUUGUCCGAACCUUAUUAUGAGGCGGCGGACAGUGCAUUCCAAUCGAGUUUGCUAGAGUUCUCCCUUUCAGAUUUGAAGAUGAUCUUGCAGUAUUUGGUAGAGAAGCAGCAAUUACAAAAUGAUCAAGAUGUCGGUAGCAAGAGACCGGCUUCGGUUGGAGCUGGUGACACUAUCUCUCCUGGUGGCAGUUCAGAUGAUCCUGACGAGAAAGAUCUUGAAAAGUAUGAAAAGUAUGAUUUCGGCCUCUUCCCACCGUCUACGACAGCUCGGGAUGUGUGGAGGUACAGCUUUCCAGUGAUGUGGGUUUGUUUGGUUCGCGUAUGGCCAGAGAUACUGUCGAGCUGCUUGAAGCUUAUUUGGUGUAGCCCAGUUCCAGAGUACAACAAGGCAGAGGACGAACCCAUCAUCGUUCAACGACUGAUGAUGCACCCAGACAUCAGGUGUUGGGAGGGAGACCACCUUCCAAGCGCCGCGCUGUCAGCGGCAGGCUUAGUUCUUUGGUGUGCUGGGAUUCCAUGUUCGCUGUAUUGGGUCAUUCAGAACCUCGAGGAUCGCUACAGCAUGGAUAGUUCGCGCAGAUAUGGAAACGUAAUUCAUGGUCUUGAUCCAUCUUUUUGGUGGUGGGACAUCAUUGUUAAGAGAUUUGACACUCUAUUGAUGCUCUUGGUAAACUCUACAUCCAUUGCGGAUGAUGCGAGGGCCAAGCUCCUUCUGUUUCCAAUUCUCUCCGGGAUGCAGCUUGCCCUUAUGGCUUGGUUUAAGCCUUACACGAAAAGCCGGUCAAACAUCCUGAAUUAUUUGGAGUUUGGACUGUUGCUGGUGCGCUUUGUACUCUUUAGCACAAUAGCACUGAUCAUUAUCAUCUAUCCAUCUGCUGCCUUUGCGUGGUUCCUUGGUGGGUCUUUGCUUUUCAUCAUGGCUUGCACACUCAUGCUUUUUGGCAUUCACUUCUUGAAACAGUUUCUCAAAGAAGAGAUCGACAAGAUCGAAGAACAGCCAGAAGAUCCAAAACCGGAUGAGAACAAGCCAAGAGCGAGAUCUUGCCGAGAAAGGGCGAUCAACAUGGCAGGCCGCAGACGUGUUUCAUAA